AUGGAUACAACAACUUCUACUUCGCCGUCGACUACAUUAGCAGCCGAUAGUAUAACGCAAACAAGUACGAUAGAAACCACUGUAUCGAAUACACAAUCUACAACUUCAUCGCCAACCGGGUCCAGCCAACAUGCAACAACAGACUACAACUCUCUCAACAUUGCUAUAGGAGUCGGAAUAGGAGUCGGUAUCGCAUUGGUUCUUCUGAUUAUUGCUUGUGUCCCCGUGUUCAAGUGGUGGAAACGACGCCGACAGGCUGCUCAUGGACAAUUUCAAUAUAAUCAUCAAGCACCAUCGCAUCAGUUUCAAAACCAAUAUCAGAAUCGAUUUCAGGUGUAUCAUCAGCCGCCCCGGGAUAUACAAGCUCCUUACUUUUAUCCAGAGGCAGCUGGCACGAAUCGAACUUCUACGAUCGGAUGUCCGCCGGGCUUUCAUCUAGAAACGGCAGAUGUUACUUUCCAAACUCCAGCUAAUAGACUACCAAAUUCUUAUCCAGAGAGCGCCGAUAGCGCUUAUCGAAAUCCUUCGAAUCGAUAUACCCCGAACUAUUUUCCAGAAGCAGUUGGAGUGGAUCAAAUUUCUACAAAUACAUUCCCACCAAACUAUUUCUCGGGGACCAUUGGAGCGGAUCAGAAUUCUGCGAAUAGCCUUCUACCAAACUAUUCUCUGGAAGCAAUUGGAGUGAAUCAGAAUUUUGCGGAUAGAGGUCCUUCCAUCCUUUAUCCAGAGAGCGUCGAAAGAGUUUAUCGAAGUCCUACGAAUAGACGUACGGCUGUGUUUGAAAUGAGUGAUAAGAGGCAGACGGAUUCGUGGGUUAAAGAGAUGAUGAUAGCUAAUCAAGAAGAGUUAUGGAUGGAAUCGCCCAUACGAUAA
Molecule: messenger RNA, 873 nt
Organism: Botrytis deweyae
Lineage: Eukaryota; Fungi; Ascomycota; Leotiomycetes; Helotiales; Sclerotiniaceae
Exons: 1
Coding region: 1-873 (290 amino acids)
Source: RefSeq, a predicted model, not a curated record